Messenger RNA from Sapajus apella (tufted capuchin), 2414 nucleotides. RefSeq names its product synaptosome associated protein 23 (gene SNAP23). Bases 455 to 1090 code for a protein of 211 amino acids. The transcript has 8 exons. The record is from RefSeq and is a predicted model, not a curated record. Gene Ontology annotation, cellular component: plasma membrane; synaptobrevin 2-SNAP-25-syntaxin-1a-complexin I complex. Gene Ontology annotation, biological process: synaptic vesicle fusion to presynaptic active zone membrane; synaptic vesicle priming; exocytosis. NCBI's taxonomy places the organism in Eukaryota, Metazoa, Chordata, Mammalia, Primates, Cebidae. Gene Ontology annotation, molecular function: SNAP receptor activity; syntaxin-1 binding.
CCUCGGAUUUUCUAUGUACUAUGCACUGUAUUCCAUCCACUAUAAUUUGUUUACAUAUCUAUAUCUUAGUCUAGACAGAUUGAAAGGCGCUGAAGGGCAGAGAAAGCUUUCUAUUCGCUUUCUUUUCCUUAGCGUUCAUCUGGCACACGGUUUGUCCUCAGUAAAUGUUUAUUGGAUGAACACCUCUCAGCCUCGGGCAGGACUGAAGUCUAUCCGGUUAACUGGUGAAUUCCCAGGCUCUCCGCCACCGUGGCAGGGAGAUUUAAACCCCCAGCACCGUGAUUGGCUCCAGCUGCAGGGGUGUGUUCGCGUCCGCGGUGCACGGGAAGUGCGCAGGCGCGCGGCCUGGGCGCGCGCAGGCGCGACAAGGGCGCCGCGCCGGGUCCGGUGUUGGGGUGUCGGACCUACAGCGGCCGGAGCGGAGUGGCUUCACCCGCUUGAGUUUUGAUGCAUCAUGGAUAACCUGUCAUCAGAAGAAAUUCAACUGAGAGCUCACCAGAUUACUGAUGAGUCUCUGGAAAGUACGAGGAGAAUCCUGGGUUUAGCCAGUGAGUCUCAGGAUGUAGGAAUCAAGACCAUCACUAUGCUGGAUGAACAAGGGGAACAACUAAACCGCAUAGAAGAAGGCUUGGACCAAAUAAAUAAAGACAUGAGAGAAGCAGAGAAGACUUUAACAGAACUCAACAAAUGCUGUGGCCUUUGUGUCUGCCCAUGUAAUAGAACAAAGAACUUUGAGUCUGGCAAGGCAUAUAAGACAACAUGGGGAGAUUGCGGAGAAAACUCACCUAGCAAUGUAAUAUCUAAACAGCCAAACCGGGUGACAAAUGGUCAGCCUCAGCAGCCAACGACAGGAGCAGCCAGUGGUGGAUACAUUAAACGCAUAACUAAUGAUGCCAGAGAAGAUGAAAUGGAAGAGAAUCUGACUCAAGUGGGCAGUAUCCUGGGAAAUCUAAAAGACAUGGCCCUGAACAUAGGCAAUGAGAUUGAUGCUCAAAAUCCACGAAUAAAACGAAUCACAGACAAGGUUGACACCAACAAAGAUCGUAUUGACAUUGCCAAUGCCAGAGCAAAGAAACUCAUUGACAGCUAAAGCUACUGCUGUACUUGUUUAUCAUUUAUUCACUUCCGUUGCUCCUCCUCAAAAGUUGUUACCUUUUCAGAGUUUAAAUUUUCGGUUCCACACACUUCUAAUUGGGAGAUAAUGGGCCAGAGCGGUAACAGCCCUCCUGCUUUUUUGUUUUCUGUUGGGGGCCUACUGCUGCUCGGCCUUCCUUCUAGUAUUUUCUUCCUUAGUUCAUACAUCUAGGUUGAUUUUCAUACAUCAUGUAUAGUGUUUUCAUCCUCCUCAUGUACUUCAGCAGGUUCUUUUGCUUUCAAGAUUUGGAAGCAUUGCCAAAGACGGCCAUGAAGAAGGAAGCUGUAGAGGUGGUUUUUGUUUGUUUUUGUUGUUCGUUUUUUUUUUUUUUUUUUUUUUUUUUUUUUUUGCUUUUGUAGAGGGAGGGGCAAGAGAUAAGAGGUUGUCGACUCAGUAAAAACCUUCAGGCCACUAAGCAAAAAGUUGCAUAACCACAGUGAAGAUCUAGUUGGAUAUAGUUUUUAAGUUGCAGUUAUUGCCAAUUUAGGCUAAUGCUUGGUUUUGGAGCUCUUAUAUACAAUAUUUUUGUUAGGAAUCACAGUUUUGCAACCUCUACUCCAAAGAGAAAUUAUAGAAUGAGUUUUCUUAAAGUUAGCUUAAUUUCUGAACUCUUAGUGAUUCAUAUAUGUACAUAAAUCUGUGAUCCCAUUUCUUAUUGCACCACUCAGGAACACUUUGUAUAAAUGAGUGGCUUUUUAUUUCACAUUAUUAGUAGUAUCAUGGUUCCAUUAUAGGCCUAUUAACUUCAUACAUUGUCAUUAGCCUUUGAAGAAAAAAAUAUGUAAAUAUAUGUGUAACAUAAGACUUUCUCUCUAAAACAGGGCUUAAAAUUUUUUGGAAAAGUUUGACAAAGUAUACCACGUGAAUUCAGAUUUACCCCAAUGGUAAGAAUUAUGUUUUGUUACAAAAAAGGAAACUCAUUUUGAUCUCAGAUAGAAAAAUAGAUUGCAUUGAGUUUUAUGUAGCUUUAGACUUUAAAAAGUUAGAAUGUAUUCUGUGUUACUAAAAGUGAUUUGAAAAAAUUAUGCCUCUGGUAUAAUAAUUAUAGAUUACACACUGUCUUUCUCUUACCCUUGUGUAUUGAACUAUGUCCAUAAUCAAGUUGAUGUGAAUCCUGAACAGUGUUAUGAAAAUCUGAUUGCUAUUUGUCACAUUUAUUUUAAAAUCAGCAUCUGAACACUUCAAAGCUGUCAGUGUGGAUUGGUUUGACCAAUAUUCACUGCUUAAUCCUUAAAAUUAAAUUUUGUAACUAACUAAUGAUAUUGCUCUUUCAAAUAGG